AGGGCAGGACUCGAGUGCGCCUGUAACUAAUCCAGUUCAUUCCUCCGGAUCAGUUCACCUGAACUCCUGUCGAAUGUUCAUGCGCGCCCAGUGAUCUGGGUGGCACGAAACAAUCUGAAAAGCAAAUCAUGGCAACGGGAGGAUUUAAAUCUAACAGCGCAACGGACUUUCUGGAGGAAUGGAAAGCAAAGCGUGAGAAGAUGAGAGCAAAGAUGCUUGGAGAUAUCGCCGCUGCCACGGGGAGAACAACUGAGUUAAACAACAACGGCAGCUCGGUUAACUGCGUCUCCGCUUCGUCCUCUUAUCCGGUGGCCCGGUCUUCCUCUUCGACCGCUUUGAAGGAUGAACCGAAGAAACCCGAGCCGCCCGGGGAAAACUUGAAGAAGACGCCGGAGAAAGUGAGUGGAGUCCCGCAGGGGGAGAGCUCGAGUCCCGCUGGUGUGGAUGACAGUGAUAAGGAGAGUCCCACACCCAGCAAGAGCAAAGAGAAGAAGAGCUCAGGACCCAGCGCCAGAAAGGGCAAAGGACAGAUAGAGAAAAGGAAGUUAAGAGAGAAGAGGAGGUCAACAGGUGUUGUCAGCAUACCGUCCAAUGAGAGCUUGGAUGAGCUUGAUGACGAUGAUGGAGAAGAGAAGGAGAGGAAGAUGGAAGAAAGUGUUACGCAGCAAAACACGGUUCAGAACGAGGCGAUGACCUCUGACCCUGGAGCGGCCUACUUGAUACAGGACACUCCGAGAUCCAGAAGUCAUAAGAGCGACGAAGACGGAAACAGACAUCGCCAUCGACACGGAAGGGAAGGCAGCGGCGCCGCACCCACCGCCCUGGAGAGAAGGAUAGAGGAGCUAGAAAGGGAGCUGGCCGCAGAGAGACAGGAGAACAAUCGCCUGUUGAAAGCCCACCAGGACAAGGACGAGCUGAUCAACAAGCUGAAGGAGGAGAUCGACCUGCUAAACCGGGAUCUGGAUGAUAUCGAGGACGAGAACGAGCAGCUCAAACAGGAAAACAAGACCUUGCUCAAAGUGGUCGGACAGCUCACCAGGUAGAACCCCGCGCCCCGAGGACGGCCGAAACGGAGUCUGCGUCUCGCCGCGGCGGCCGGAGGGAUUUGCUAAACGACGCGGCCGCCUCUCGUCUCUGUCCUUUACGUGUCUAUCCGUCUUGUCGUCGCUCUCUGGAAGAGGAUGCGCGCGCGCCUCGGGCAGGCUUCGAGAACCCGGACGUCUGGAUGUCCGACCGAGCCGCCCGACGCUGUGUUGCUCGAGGCCUUCCGCUUUUACGAAGGCUGACGAAUGGAACUCUCUUUCUAUUUAAUGUAAAUGUGUGUGUGUACAUAGGCUGCGCUCGACUGUCUUUUAAGGCUUAAGCGGGACAACGAAAACAGGAAAUGCCUUUGAAUGUACGUGGUGCCGCUCCAAAUUUCUUUGCUUUCCGCUCUUCUGGCUCGCGGGCAUUUUUACGCGCAAAUCGUUUUUGCUAUAAUGGGACGAUACGCGCCUUCUUUUGCUCCGCCUUUACCGUAUUUCGGCUUCGAGGGCUCGUCCGUCGGUUCAGAAAGUGGCCACGGAUGCCUUUACGUUUCAACUCGGUCCUUUUAACGCACUAUGCUACUAUUACGCUUCGGUUCAAAAAGUGCCUAUUGUACACGGGAGCCCGCGUCUAAAUGGAGUAACCCAUCCUCUCUGGCUUGGAGCUUGCAAAUGCUGGAAUUAAUAUUACCUUAUUGUCUGAUUUUUGCUUUUUACACGCUCUUCAAAUGUUUACAACUUGUUUAAACUCUCGGUAUCAAUAGAUGUAGCUAUUCGUCGUGUACGGUUAGCGCCACGUAUAGCUUAGGCCGCUGCUGUGCCUUAUAACCAAAUAGAUCGGACGCGUUAUUAAGCGGGUUCGACUGUUAUCUGGUGGCCGAUAAAGACGGCGAGGCGGCGUUAAUUCUUUUACGUUCAAUUCAUACUGCAAGGUCACUACUUUGGGUUCGUAUCUACAUCGAUGCUAAUCGACAGUGCUAAUGGAUUCUGUAAACUUAUUUGAGGGGGGAUUUUUUGUUGUUGUGCUUUGCUUUUUUUUGGUCUGUAUUGGGGUGGGAGAUAUCUGUAUCCCACUGCUUUACAAAAUGCAUGUACAGAAGAUGAAAUAAAACUUAAUAAAAAUCUUUCAUGACA
This is a messenger RNA of Labeo rohita (rohu), 2159 nucleotides long. It is a transcript of the gene pawr, whose product is annotated as PRKC, apoptosis, WT1, regulator. The record is from RefSeq and is a predicted model, not a curated record. Gene Ontology annotation, biological process: apoptotic process; positive regulation of apoptotic process. Lineage: Eukaryota; Metazoa; Chordata; Actinopteri; Cypriniformes; Cyprinidae. Gene Ontology annotation, cellular component: cytoplasm. Bases 129 to 1043 code for a protein of 304 amino acids. The transcript is spliced from 7 exons.